Messenger RNA from Quercus robur (English oak), 1208 nucleotides. RefSeq names its product xyloglucan endotransglucosylase protein 6. Bases 97 to 975 code for a protein of 292 amino acids. NCBI's taxonomy places the organism in Eukaryota, Viridiplantae, Streptophyta, Magnoliopsida, Fagales, Fagaceae. The record is from RefSeq and is a predicted model, not a curated record. Gene Ontology annotation, molecular function: hydrolase activity, hydrolyzing O-glycosyl compounds; xyloglucan:xyloglucosyl transferase activity. Gene Ontology annotation, biological process: cell wall biogenesis; xyloglucan metabolic process. Gene Ontology annotation, cellular component: apoplast; cell wall. The transcript has 4 exons.
CUUGUGAGUGACUCCGCACUCCACAUAAGAGUAGUUCAGUGUUGAACAAGCUUGACUGGUUCACUGCUCUCUCUCUCAAAACUCUCAAAUACUAUCAUGGCUGUUUCAGUGUCUGUCUUCUUGGGUUUCUUUCUGGGUCUUGUUUUUGUGGGUUUGGUUAGCUCAGCAAAGUUUGAUCAGCUCUUUCAGCCAAGCUGGGCUAAUGAUCAUUUGGUCUAUGAAGGAGAGCUUCUUAAGCUCAAGCUGGACCAUUAUUCUGGAGCUGGAUUUUCAUCAAAGAGCAGGUAUAUGUUUGGGAAGGUGACCAUACAGAUUAAGCUUGUUGAGGGUGACUCUGCUGGAACUGUUACUGCUUUCUAUAUGUCCUCGGACGGUCCAAAUCACAAUGAAUUUGAUUUUGAGUUUUUGGGCAACACUACUGGUGAACCUUACACUAUUCAAACCAAUAUUUAUGUGAACGGUGUCGGUAACAGAGAGCAAAGAUUGAACCUUUGGUUUGACCCAACCAAGGAAUUCCACUCCUACUCGCUUUUCUGGAACCAGCGCCACGUACUGUUUCUAGUGGAUGAUACGCCAAUAAGAGUUCAUCCAAACAUGGAAAACAAAGGAUUACCAUUCCCUAAGGACCAGCCCAUGGGUGUGUACAGCUCAAUUUGGAACGCAGAUGACUGGGCCACACAAGGGGGUAGGGUCAAGACGGACUGGUCCCAUGCACCCUUCAUUGCCACCUACACGGGUUUUGAAAUUGAUGCUUGUGAGGUCCCAGCGUCCGUGGCUGCAACCGAAAGUGCCAAGAAUUGCAGCAGCAGUGGGGUAAAGAGGUAUUGGUGGGACGAGCCCACGUUGGCCGAGCUCAAUGUGCACCAGAGCCACCAGCUGAAGUGGGUUAAGGCUAGACACAUGACCUAUGACUAUUGCACUGACACGGCUAGGUUCCCAGUCAUGCCCCUAGAAUGUGUGCACCAUCGCCACUAAGUCUGUAUUUGGCCAGUGAAUCAUUUGGAACAGUGUAAAAAAAAAUGGAUGGGUUGUUGGGUAUGGGUACGUUGUAAAAAUGGAUGGAAUAGGAGGAGGGGUGGGUGAUUAUGUAAUCAAAUGUCAUAAAGCAUGUGCUUCAUGUUUGUUACAUAAUUUUGUUCUUGAACUUUCUGGUUGUAUGGUUGUACGAUAUUUCAAAGUUUUAAUGUGAUUUUAAAUUUUCUGUUGUA